UUUCUUCGGCCGCGGAGAAGGGCAUGGAGUUGGCGGGAGCCUAUAAAAGCCCCUGACAGGCAGCCGGGGCCACGGCGCUGCGACUGCCUCCGCGGACAGAGCCGGGCCGCGAACCAUGUCCCACCACUGGGGGUACGGCAGCCACGAUGGACCCGCGCACUGGCACGAGCACUUCCCCAUCGCCAACGGCGAGCGACAGUCCCCCAUCGCCAUUAGUAGCAAGUCCGCCAAGUACGACCCCGGUCUAAAGCCCCUGAGCUUCAGUUAUGAUGCCGGCACGGCCAGGAACAUCGUCAACAACGGGCACUCUUUCAACGUGGAGUUUGAUGAUUCUUCUGACAAGUCAGUGCUGCAAGGAGGAGCGCUGGAUGGAGUCUACAGGCUGGCCCAGUUUCACAUUCACUGGGGAUCCUGUGAUGGCCAGGGAUCUGAGCACACUGUGGAUGGUGUGAAAUACGAUGCAGAGCUCCAUAUUGUUCACUGGAAUGUAAAAUAUGGUAAAUUUGCUGAAGCUGUGAAACAUCCUGAUGGUUUGGCUGUGGUGGGCAUCUUCAUGAAGGUAGGAAAUACCAAGCCUGAAAUACAGAAAGUUGUGGAUGCUCUCAGCUCCAUUCAAACCAAGGGAAAGCAAGCUUCUUUCACAAACUUUGACCCCACUGGACUGCUUCCUGCAUGCAGAGACUACUGGACAUACCCUGGUUCACUGACCACUCCCCCACUGCUGGAAUGUGUGGUCUGGCAUGUUCUGAAGGAGCCCAUCACUGUGAGCCCUGAGCAGAUGUGCAAACUCCGUGGCCUUUGCUUCAAUGCUGAGAAUGAGCCUGUGUGCCAUAUGGUGGACAACUGGCGCCCAUGUCAGCCUUUGAAGAGCAGAGAAGUCAGAGCUUCCUUCCAGUAACCUCAGCAUUGAGUGUGUUUAGAAAUUGCUGUGUUUGUGAGAAGCCCCUUUGCUAAGCACAAAUCAGACCUUUGCCAUGUGUGCCCUGGCAACAUCUUGUCUCCCAGAUCUCUUCCUUCUUUUGCUCUGCAUCUAAAAUGCCAGCUAAUGAAAUGUGAAAGGCUCUUGGCCAAAUAGGAAAAAGGGUUCUUAAGGUGUGGGCUUGGGAGAUGCAUAUGGGAGGGUCGCAGGGUGGUGGGGGUGGUGGCUGUGUGUAUUUUGGUGACUAUUACUGCAACUGACACUUUGUAACUGCAUUGGCUACUUGGGGGAGGAUAAGGUGAUAGUGGAAUAAGCCAUUUUUAAGAAACCUCAUCCACUGGUGUGAUAGUACACAUAACUAACAGUAACUUGAAGCUUUGUGAAAAGCACAGGAAUAUAGAAUCUAGAUAUGACAUAGGAAAGAAAAAAAAAGGUAUUUUAAGCAAGUAAAGCAAAAUUAAUAUUGAGAAUUAGACUUUUUAGAUUUUAAGAAACUGACAUGUAAAUAUUUUUAAGACUGUUUUACAUUUUUACCCAUGCUAUCAACAACCUUGAUUUUUGUCUUAAUGGUAGUGUUGGAUUUUUUUAAUUGAACAUGUUCUCAGUUUAAGUAUUCUCUUCAAAAGUUGUUAUGACCAUAGAAAUAAUACAAAGGGUCUUUUCAUUGAAAUAAUAUAUGCUCUAAUUUAAAGAGUAAAAUAAUAUUGUAUUUUAGAUAAGUUCUCUAAUAAAUCUAUAAUUAUA
This is a messenger RNA of Dryobates pubescens (Downy woodpecker), 1663 nucleotides long. It is a transcript of the gene CA2, whose product is annotated as carbonic anhydrase 2. The record is from RefSeq and is a predicted model, not a curated record. Gene Ontology annotation, cellular component: cytoplasm. Gene Ontology annotation, molecular function: carbonate dehydratase activity; zinc ion binding. The transcript has 7 exons. Bases 116 to 898 code for a protein of 260 amino acids. NCBI's taxonomy places the organism in Eukaryota, Metazoa, Chordata, Aves, Piciformes, Picidae.